Lachancea lanzarotensis is the source of this 1050-nucleotide messenger RNA. RefSeq names its product LALA0S05e01684g1_1 (gene POL32). The transcript has a single exon. Bases 1 to 1050 code for a protein of 349 amino acids. Lineage: Eukaryota; Fungi; Ascomycota; Saccharomycetes; Saccharomycetales; Saccharomycetaceae. The record is from RefSeq and is a predicted model, not a curated record.
AUGGACUCUAACAUCAGCAAGUAUAUUCACACCAGAGUGAUAGAAGAUGUUCAAGUUGUGCUGUUCACUGAUGUCAUGGCGGAAUUUUCAGUCAAUAGCAGCAAGGCCAAGACGGCAAUGUACGACUUCUACAAAACAACGACUUCGAAAGUUCAUUGUGUGAUAGUAUGUGCUUACAAUAGUGGGCUAGUACGAAUAGUGAAUGAUUUAGACAAUUUUGAAGACAGCGACUCGAUUUUGGACGCUUUUAUCUAUGCGUUCAACCCAAUGGAGCAAUUUUCACCUGUUAAUUCAAUGGUGAAAAGACCAGUGGCCGUCGCCAACUUCUAUAAGCCAACAGUUGAAAGUGAUAUACCUAGCAUAGCGAAUGAGGACACCGACAAGAGCGUUAAAGUGGAAAAACCGGCUGCAAGCAAUCGUUCUACGAUCAGGGCCCACACUUUGCCCUCGAAGCUUGGCGGAGCCAAGUCACAACCACAGGAUCCACCCAAGAAAAAGAAGACAGGAGAGCUAAGAUCUACAGCUCUAUUGCAGAAAAUGCGUCAAGAACGUGAAGACAAAGAACGCGAAAGAUUGGAAGAACUGCGAAAACGCAGGCAAUUACAACAAGAUCGCGCUAAUAAUGACCCAAAACGUAAGAAAGAAUUGGAAGAUUUGUCUGCAAUGUUUGACAGCGACGAGGAAAAUGCAAACGAGCAGGAACAACAGGCCUCCAGUGUAGAUGUAAGUGAGCCUGAGAUAAGUGAAACACCAGUACCCACAGAAGCUGAAUUGGGGGAUAUAUUAGAGACUACAGCAGAAGAAUCGCUAGUGGAGGUCAAGCCUCCAGGACAGGACCAAGAGACAGGUUCUCAACAGCCAGAACAAGACAGCGCUGAGCCUGAAACGUACUUGGAUGAUGAAGGCUACACCGUAACACGAAGGCCCGCUCAAAGAGCUGCUUCGACACCCGUGAAACGUUCGGCAAGAGUUGUACCUAGCUCUGCUGAAAGCGCGUCGAAAAAGCCUAAGCAACAGUCGUUGAUGAAUUUUUUUAACAAACGCAAAUGA